AUGAUCGGAGCGAAUCAAGUCUGUAAGGUUCUCGGCUCAGAACAGAUCGUCUCGAAAACGGGUAUUCGAGCGAUAGAAAGCAAAUUUGGAUGGUUAUUACUAGGGCAAGAUGAGACAUUGGCGAUAUCGUCUAACACGGCAAUCGGCUUUCUCUUAAAAGCAAAACUAGGAACACCAGAAAAUUUGGAAGAAGAUACGGACCCGAAAACUGACGAAAUAGAUUUCGCCACAUGGUGGAAGCUGGAAAGCUUGGAUGAACUAGAAAAAAUUCCACUAUCUAUCCAGUGGAAAUCCUAUACAGACUCCAUCAUUCAAGAUGAAGAUGGGCAUUAUGUGGCACCACUCCCAUGGAAUGAAAACAAAAAUCGUCUGAGCAAGAAUGUAGCCAUGUCAGAGGGUCAGGCAAAGGCGCUGAUAAGAAGAUUGGAAAGAGAUAAGGAAAUGAAGAUAUCAUAUGAAGCCGAAUUUGGCAAACUGAAAGAAUUCAGGUUCAUUUCCAGAGCAGAUACAUCAUUUGGGGGUAUCUACACUAUCCUUCCCCAUCAUCCGGUUGUGAGAAGAGACAAAACAACCAGCAGAGUUAGGCCUGUUUUCAAUGGUUCAGCAAAACCGAAAACAGGUUUCAGCGCCAACGAUUGCCCAGAAGAAGGACCCAACCUAAACCCAGACAUUCUUGACGUGAUACUACUGUUUAGGCUCAAUCCAAUCGCCUGGACAGCCGACAUCAGACAAGUUUUUCUCAUGGUGAAGCUACUCUAA
Molecule: messenger RNA, 759 nt
Organism: Daphnia carinata
Lineage: Eukaryota; Metazoa; Arthropoda; Branchiopoda; Diplostraca; Daphniidae
Exons: 1
Coding region: 1-759 (252 amino acids)
Source: RefSeq, a predicted model, not a curated record